AUUCCUUUUUCUAAAACACAAUGCAAGACAGUUCAAAGUCAUUCCUUAUCAGGGAUCUCCUGGGUGACCUCAUUGACUCUCGCCGAAAUCACUUGAUGAAUCAUCAAGAUAAUCCAAAUGAAGAGUCCCAACAGUCAGGAUGCACAGAUGAGGAGAACAUGGAAAUUGACAUAGAGGAUCGCUCCUCACCUGAGUCCACCAUCACUGGUAACUUCCCACCGACUUCAAUUGUGUCCACUAGCUCUGAUAUGGGUAUCAUGCAUGGAAAAGUUGGUCGGAAGCCUCGACGGCGACGAACUGCAUUCACACACGCUCAGCUAGCAUUCCUAGAGCGUAAAUUCCGAUGUCAGAAAUAUUUAUCUGUGGCUGAUCGCAGUGAUGUGGCAGAUUCGUUGAAUCUGUCAGAAACACAAGUUAAGACAUGGUAUCAGAAUAGAAGGACCAAGUGGAAGAGACAGAAUCAGUUACGUCUCGAGCAACUUCGACAUCAGGCGUCUAUGGAGAAAGAUCUUAUGGGAAGCGAAUCACAAUUGACUCAACCGACAAUUUCUUGCUGCUCCACCACAUCUCUUCCAUCAUUUUCUCAGUCUCCGUGCAAUUUCCUCACAAGUGCGGCUGCAGCGGCAAUUUUCCGGAAUGUGGGCUAUGUUCCAGGUUGUCCUCUCUAAGCCCGCCGGAUGAGUCAUCGCGAUGUCUGUGAACGAGAAUCUCAAAAUACAGUGCAAUGAAGGUGGCAUGAAGAACCAAAUAGCAUCAUUUCAUCGAGAUAAAGAUAUAAUUUGGGAUGAUUAUCAAUGUUAUGUCUAAUUCAGUUAAAAGAAAAUACAUCCUUAUUCACAUGU
Molecule: messenger RNA, 842 nt
Organism: Phlebotomus argentipes
Lineage: Eukaryota; Metazoa; Arthropoda; Insecta; Diptera; Psychodidae
Product: homeobox protein ceh-1
Exons: 4
Coding region: 21-668 (215 amino acids)
Biological process (GO): regulation of DNA-templated transcription
Molecular function (GO): DNA-binding transcription factor activity, RNA polymerase II-specific; DNA binding
Source: RefSeq, a predicted model, not a curated record